GUUAACAUGAAUAUGUUUCUUCUUAUGACAUAAAAUAAUUCCACGCUGUUCGUGUCUGUGGGUGAAACGUGAGGCCGGUCGGCUCCUCUGAGCGCUGGUUUCCUGUAAGUAGAGAGGAAGUGAGUUUAGCUGAGCCUCCGUUUAGUGUGAGAGAGCAGGAGGAGAGUGAGAGCUGUGCUGAGGCAGGGUGAGUGUUAACACCGCUCUGACAUUACUGUGUCUCUGUGGCGGGAACAACAGGCUCCGUCAGUGGAGGCAAAAAUAAUCAGACUUUGGUUUUUCAAAGGAAACAACUUUAUGUCGGAAGUUCCCGCACGCUCAUUGGAUAACGAUGUGUCAAUCUCGAGCUUUAUCACGGGACUUUAAAAACUACAAUGGCGACAGAAACUCGGUGAGUGGAGUUCAGGCUGACGUCAUGAAACUGUGACGUUUGAGCCACUUCCUGUUCUCAGUCCCAGCGUCCUGAUCACCGAGGUUUCUGUUGCUCUGAUAUCUGAUAUUGAUUAUUUUGGUAAACAGGCUGUAGCAUAAACAUCAGACUAACUCCACCCUGACAUCAAGAAGAUGGAGGAAAAGGAUGGAGCAGGAUCUGCAGCAUCCAGCUGUGUGUCUGUGAGGAGUGACUGGUCCAAAGGAACACCUCCAGAGUUCAGUAAUGAACCUGCAGCAACAAUAGCUUCUGCACAGUGUGGAGAAAGAUCCAGAAGCAGAGCUGGACUGCAGACAGCCAGUCAGAGCAGCUGUGUACAAACAGAUGUUGGUCUGCAGGAGGUUUUAGAUGAACAUAAGAUCAGUCUGAGGAGGAGAUGUGAACGUGUGACUGAAGGAAGUGAUGAAACAGGAAGUAGAACCCUCCUCAACAGGAUCUACACUGAGCUCUACAUCACAGAAGGACAGAGUGAAGAGGUUCAUACCCAACAUGAGGUGAGGCAGCUGGAGACAGCUUCCAAGAUGGACGCCCUCCAUGACGCUCCAAUCAGGUGCCAGGACAUCUUUAAAGCCUUCCCUGACCAACAGAGACCCAUCAGAGUGGUUCUGACCAACGGCGUGGCUGGUGUUGGAAAAACCUUCUCAGUGCAGAAGUUCACUCUGGACUGGGCAGAGGGCUUGGAGAACCAACAUGUCAGUGUGGUGGUUCUGCUUUCAUUCAGGGAGCUGAACCUGAUCACAGAUGAGCAGUACAGUCUUCUGGAGCUGCUCCAUGUUUUCCAUCCAACAUUACAGAAGGUCACAGCAGAGAAGCUGGCUGUCUCUCAGCUUUUGUUCAUCUUUGACGGCCUGGAUGAAAGCAGACUUUCAUUGGAUUUCACCAACAGGAAGCUGCUGUCUGAUGUCACACAGAAGUCAUCAGUCAGCCAGCUGCUGACAAACCUCAUCCGGGGGAAUCUGCUUCCCUCGGCUCUCGUCUGGAUAACUUCCCGACCUGCAGCAGCCAAUCAGAUCCCUCCUACAUGUGUUGACAGGCUAACAGAAGUACGAGGCUUCACUGACGCCCAGAAGGAGGAGUACUUCAGGAGGAGAUUCAGUGAUGAAGAGCUGUCCAGCAGAAUCAUCUCCCACAUGAAGACAUCCAGGAGCCUCCACAUGAUGUGUAGUAUCCCAGUCUUCUGCUGGAUCACUGCUACAGUUCUGGAGCACAUGUUGACUACAGAGCAGAGAGGAGAGCUGCCCAAGACCCUGACUGACAUGUACUCACACUUCCUGCUGGUUCAGACAAAGAGGAAGAAGAUCAAGUACCAUGAGGGACAUGAGACGAGUCCACAGGAGCUGACGGAGGCUAACAGGGAAGUUCUUCUGAAGCUGGGGAGGCUGGCGUUUGAACAUCUGGAGAAAGGAAACAUCAUGUUCUACCAAGAAGACCUGGAGCAGUGUGGUCUGGAUGUGACAGAGGCCUCGGUGUACUCAGGAGUUUGUACAGAGAUCUUCAAAAGAGAGUGUGUGAUCUUCCAGAAACCAGUCUACUGCUUUGUUCAUCUGAGCAUUCAGGAGUUUCUGGCUGCUGUCUACAUGUUCCACUGUCACACCAACAGGAAGACAGAGGUGCUGGAGGACUUUUUGGGAAAAAAAUACAGCAAGUCCUCUCUGGAUGAUUUCCUUAAACGAGCCAUGGAGAAAUCCCUCCAGAGUAAAAAUGGCCACCUGGACCUGUUUGUUCGCUUCCUUCAUGGCCUCUGUCUGGAGUCCAACCAGAGACUCUUAGUAGGUCUGCUGGGUCAGACAAAGAUCAGUCCAGGAACCAUCCAGAGAGUCAUCAACAACCUGAAGAAGAUGAACAGUGAUGAAAUCUCUCCUGACAGAAGCAUCAACAUCUUCCACUGUCUGAUGGAGAUGAACCACCUCUCAGUACAUCAGGAGAUCCAAGAGUUCCUGAAGUCAGAGAACAGAUCAGAGAAGUUUCUCUCCGAGAUCCAGUGCUCAGCUCUGGCCUUCAUGCUGCAGAUGUCAGAGGAGGUUCUGGUUGAGUUGGACCUGCAGAAGUACAACACAUCAGAGCGGGGACGACAGAGACUGAUUCCAGCUGUGAGGAACUGCAGAAAGGCUGGACUGACUCGGUGUCGACUCUCAGAGUCUCACUGUGAAGUUGUGGCCUCAGCUCUGAAGUCCAACCCCUCCCAUCUGACAGAGCUGGACAUGAGUAGAAAUUAUGACCUGCAGGAUUCAGCAGUGAAGCUUCUGUGUGCUGGACUGGAGAGUCCAAACUGUCGACUGGAGACUCUGAGAUUGAAGAACUGUGGUUUGUCAGAGAUCAGCUGUGAUUAUCUGGCAGCAGCACUGAAGUCCAACCCCUCCCAUCUGAGACAGCUGGAGCUGAGCUACAACUACAAGCUGCAGGAUUCAGGAGUGAAGCAUCUGUGUGGUUUCCUGGAGAGUCCAGGAUGUGGACUUGAAACUCUGAGAUUGUGGCGCUGUGAUUUGUCAGAGAUCAGCUGUGAUUAUCUGGCAGCAGCACUGAAGUCCAACCCCUCCCAUCUGAGAGAGCUGGAGCUGAGCUACAACUACAAGCUGCAGGAUUCAGGAGUGAAGCAUCUGUGUGGUUUCCUGGAGAGUCCAGGAUGUGGACUUGAAAUUCUGGGAUUGAGUUACUGUGGUUUGUCAGAGAUCAGCUGUGAUUAUCUGGCAGCAGCUCUGAAGUCCAACCCCUCCCAUCUGAGAGUGCUGAACCUGAGCUACAACAACAAGCUGCAGGAUUCAGGAGUGAAGCAUCUGUGUGGUUUCCUGGAGAGUCCAGGAUGUGGACUUGAAGCUCUGAGAUUGGAGCGCUGUGGUUUGUCAGAGAUCAGCUGUGAUUAUCUGGCAGCAGCACUGAAGUCCAACCCCUCCCAUCUGAGAGAGCUGGACCUGAGCUCCAACAAGCUGCAGGAUUCAGGAGUGAAGCAUCUGUGUGGUUUCCUGGAGAGUCCAGGAUGUGGACUUGAAGCUCUGAGAUUGAAGGAGUGUGGUUUGUCAGAGAUCAGCUGUGAUUAUCUGGCAACAGCACUGAAGUCCAACCCCUGCCAUCUGAGACUGCUGGACCUGAGCUUCAACAACAAGCUGCAGGAUUCAGGAGUGAAGCAUCUGUGUGGUUUUCUGGAGAGUCCAGGAUGUGGACUUGAAACUCUGGGAUUGAGGUUCUGUGGUUUGUCAGAGAUCAGCUGUGAUUAUCUGGCAGCAGCACUGAAGUCCAACCCCUCCCAUCUGAGAGAGCUGGAGCUGUGGGACAACAACCUGAAGGAUCCAGAUGUGAAGCAGCUGUCUGAUCUUCAGCAGAGUCCAGACUACAGACUGGAGAAACUGGUGUGGAGGAAAUGAUGGUAAA
Oreochromis niloticus (Nile tilapia) is the source of this 3796-nucleotide messenger RNA. RefSeq names its product NACHT, LRR and PYD domains-containing protein 12-like. Gene Ontology annotation, molecular function: protein binding. The record is from RefSeq and is a predicted model, not a curated record. The transcript is spliced from 12 exons. Lineage: Eukaryota; Metazoa; Chordata; Actinopteri; Cichliformes; Cichlidae. The coding region runs from base 565 to 3789 and encodes 1074 amino acids.